AUGACAGCUGCGAAAGUGGUUGUCAACGAUCAAGGCUUUCGCGAGAUUCAAGGCGAACCGUUCCAGUAUGGCACUCUCGAUUUUGAGAAAGAAGAGAUCCGCUUUCUCGUUCUGGAGCGAUGCGCCGCUGGAGACGAUAACAAUGGAGGGCCGGGCAGCGACCUGGUCAGCUGCACCAUCGAGACUCAACCGCUAUGCCAUGCCGACCCUUUCAUUGCUGUGAGGAACGCCCGAGGAUACCGACUGCUCGAGGAACUGAUCAUCGUCAACGGCAAGUGCCUCAUUGUCUCGGCCGCGCUGGAAAGAUUUCUGCGACACUUCAGACGGCCGGAUAGAUCUGUGAGGCUUUGGAUUCGAUACAUAUGUAUCGACCAGUGCAACGCGGACGAAAUGUCUCACUACUGGACUCGCGAAUUUCAGGACAAGAUGUACGAGGUGGCGCAAUCGGUGGUGGACAUGCAGCGGUUUCUGCGGGAUCUACUAGAUCGACGAACGUUUGAAAAAGUGGUUGACUCCCGAUACAGGGAAUGGACGAAGGAGUGGCAUGGAUUGCCUGAGCAAUGGCCACUGCCAAAGGUCUAUCCAAUCAAGCUCGGAAGCAAAGCAUCCAACGAGCACCCAACACAAGCAUACCAAUACGUGCCUCUGGACACAGUGGUCGACGAAACCCGCAUGAUCGUGAUCGACCCAAGUGAGGAUAGACAAGCACCAUUAGUGCUUCAUUUGGCGCACAGUCCGCUGGCUUCUGACGUGGCCUAUCACGCUUUGUCGUACACUUGGGGAGACGCCCAAGACAGCGUCGAGGUCACUGUGAUGGGCCAACUGAUGCGCAUUCGAAAGAACCUGGAACGUGCCCUCCGUCGACUACGGCGGUCCUCGUCACAUGCUUGCACCGUGUGGGCAGAUGCCAUUUGUAUCAAUCAAUCUGACACGAGCGAAAAAAGCCAUCAGAUUCCUCGGAUCGCCGCCGUCUAUGACCAGGCUGCCUGCGUCGUCUGCGAUGUGGGCGAGGAAGACCGGUACAGCGAGCUUGCUCUAGACUUUGUCAAGCAUCUUCAGGAACCCGUCAUUCGCAUGGAUGAAGACUGCGAGUUCAUCGUCGGAAAGCCAGAUCGGAUCGAUCCAGGCGAUGUCCCUCGACUCUGCGCGGCCUUGUACAUGUUCCUGAUGCGCCCUUAUUUUCGGCGAGCAUGGGUUAUCCAGGAGGUGGCCUUGGCUUCGAACCCGGUGAUUGUCUGUGGCAUGCAAAACGGCACUCCCUUUGAAGCCCUCGAGAAGGCCGCAACUAAUCUGAGCGACAUGAUAUUGCGCGACCCGGACCUCGUCAGGAAGAUGAAGGAUUCUACGCCUGAUUUGCACAGCGUCGACCCGGACCAGCUGCUUUUCAUUCGCAAGCUCGUAUUUUUUCGCCACCUCCACAUGUGCAGGAAUCGCAAUGGGUUCAUCAUGCACGGUAUCAGAAACACGGCGCCUGGAUACUUGGAGGCCGCAAUCCUGGCUCGAGAUUUCGAAGCAGCCGUCCCACACGAUAAAUUGUUCGCAUUAUGGAACGUGGCACGCGACAGGGCUGGUUUAGACUAUGUUGCGGACUACUCACGCACAUACGAGGAGACUUGCAUGGACUUUACCAAAGCCUGGUGCGUGCACAGCGGCAGUCUAGAUAUGAUUGCUGCCUCUGAGUUCAAGAAGCCCGGUGAUCACCAAGCAUUCUAUUCAAAGGCAUCCUCGUGGUGCCCAGACUUCAGCACCCCAUCACUCUCGAGCUCUCUCGUCCGUCGUGAGAAGCUCCGGCUCGCCCAAACAUCAAUCCUGGACGAUAUCGACGGCAGGGUCUAUUGUGCCGAUGGCAACGUGCGCCAGGAGCCAGGGGACAGCAAGUACUUUGAAUUCAAAGGCAACACCCUACACUGCAUGGGCGUCAUACUGGACAAGGUCGAUGGUGUUGUAGCCAGCACAACCGAAUACCCUUCAGCCGACGCCGCAAUCUUUGGACUCUUUGAAUUUUGCAAAGGCUUCUUCGAGAAGAACAACAUCACCACGUACAACGAUGUCGCACAGGCGGUGGUAGCGAUGGUACACGGCGACUGCAUUGCGUCGUGGCCGAAAAGAGCCGAAAGGCCUGAGAUGCUUCAAGAUGAAGACUCGGACGCGGCCGUGCACGGGUACACUUGCAUACCGUUCAAGCCAAGGUUGAUCCCUGACCAGGAUCCGAAUUGUUCUCGCCACGUCCCCUGGUUUGCAGGCGGCUACUCGUCACAGGAAGCGUCCCAAGUGGCGCGCACCAUCAUGCGCGGCAGGCACGUGUUCGUUUCCGAGAAGGGUUAUCUAGGCCUCAUACCGAACUUUGUCAGCGAGGUGGAGGGCGAUGGUCAUAGUCGUGGAGCGCUUCACCUGGCGAUCCUGCCAACGUGUUCCAUCCCCGUCUUGCUCGGCGAUCACCCGGAGAUUGAAGGCGCGUACAGGUUUCUGGGGACUUGUUUCGUGCAAGGCUGGAUGGAAGGAGAGGUCCUGACAGAAGAAAUGGGCUGUGAUGACCCGGCCGAGUUUUGGGAAGCAAUGACAGGCACCGAUAAACUCAGGAUUGUAUGA
This is a messenger RNA of Cladophialophora psammophila CBS 110553, 2589 nucleotides long. RefSeq lists its product as uncharacterized. The record is from RefSeq and is a predicted model, not a curated record. Bases 1 to 2589 code for a protein of 862 amino acids. The transcript has a single exon. Lineage: Eukaryota; Fungi; Ascomycota; Eurotiomycetes; Chaetothyriales; Herpotrichiellaceae.